Messenger RNA from Antrostomus carolinensis (chuck-will's-widow), 978 nucleotides. Its product is annotated as mas-related G-protein coupled receptor member X1-like. NCBI's taxonomy places the organism in Eukaryota, Metazoa, Chordata, Aves, Caprimulgiformes, Caprimulgidae. Bases 1 to 978 code for a protein of 325 amino acids. Gene Ontology annotation, cellular component: plasma membrane. The record is from RefSeq and is a predicted model, not a curated record. The transcript has a single exon. Gene Ontology annotation, molecular function: G protein-coupled receptor activity. Gene Ontology annotation, biological process: G protein-coupled receptor signaling pathway.
AUGAGCACAUUGUUCUCUGACGUGGGAAGAGCUGACCCUGCUUGCUGGAGCCAGCCUGGUGGGACAGUGGAUAACAGGACUUGGCAUCACAGGCUGCUGAGGCAUGAGGACGAUGACUACAACCAGACUGACUGUGAAGUUGAUCACUCAAGCAAAGUCCCUGUCACGCUGCUCAUCUGCCUCUGUGGGCUGGUGGGGAAUGGGGCUGUUCUCUGGCUCCUCGGCUCCCACAUCCGCAGGAACCCCGUCAUCACCUACGUCCUCAACCUGGCUGUCGCCAACUUCACCUUCCUUCUCUCCAUCACCAUUGCCCUUGGGAUACUUUACAGUCCAGAGAGCCUUUGUCACAGGCUGAGCUCAUGGGACAUGACAACUGUGUUGAACGUCACCAUCCUCUUCACUUUCACCGCCAGCAUCUUCCUCCUGACAGCCUUCAGUGUCGUGAUGACUCUGUCCAUCCUCCUCUCAGCCUGCUGCCCCUGCCACCACUCCUGGCACCUGCCAGUGCUCGUGUGUGCCCUGCUCUGGGUCCUCUCCUUCCUGCUCACCAUCACCCUCUACCUCUGCCCUGCGAUGCUCGUUGUCUUUGUCCUGAGCUACCUCCUAACCGUGCUUAUCCUGAUUUUUUCUGGUCUAACCCUGCUUUGCAAGGUCUUCUGCUGUUCAAGGCAAUGUCCCCCAAGGAAGCUCUGUGUUGUAAUCCUUCUAGCUGUCUUCUUCCCCUUCUUCACCGCUGAUUUUGGUUACUGGCUCUUGCUACGACUGUUUGACUUCUCGGUUUUUGUCUUUGAUGCCUCUCUCCUGCUCGCCUGUGUGAACAGCAGCAUCAGCCCCGUCAUUUACUUCUUGGCUGGGAGCUGUGCGAAGAAGUUCACACUUUCUCUUAGGGUUGCUUUCCAGAGGACUUUUGAAGAUGGAACAGAGCUCCAUAAUAGAGGCAAAACUCCCAGAGAAAACACAGUGGAAACAGCUGUUUAA